This is a messenger RNA of Centruroides sculpturatus (bark scorpion), 483 nucleotides long. RefSeq lists its product as uncharacterized. Bases 1 to 483 code for a protein of 160 amino acids. The record is from RefSeq and is a predicted model, not a curated record. The transcript has a single exon. Lineage: Eukaryota; Metazoa; Arthropoda; Arachnida; Scorpiones; Buthidae.
AUGUAUGCAAGGUACAUCGAUGACGUAUUCAUUAUUUGGAAUGAUAAACCAGACAUAUGCCAAUUUAUUAGAGAUAUAAACAGUAAUACUUAUGGCCUAGAAUUAGAACUAGAGCAGCAAAAUCAUAAAAGGGUACAUUUCUUAGAUAUAGAAGUUGAAAUAGAUGAAGAAGGGCAAAUCGCUACGAAAGUAUAUGGAAAGCCGACGUACAUUCCAGAUUUGAUACCAUGGUCCUCUCAUGACCCAAUAAGACACAAACUAGCAGUGUUUAGAGCACUGAUUAAAAGAGCAUACACUCAUUGUAGCAAGGCUCAUGACACAUGUAAAGAGCUUGAAUACAUCGCAAUGCUAGCAAGAGAUGUAGGGCUUAAGCAAAGUAAAGUAAAAGCUUUAAUACAAGAAGCAGAAAAAGGAGGCAAUAAAACUAAAGAUAAAAAAGAAAAAGGAGUUCACCAUAAUGGAAUACAGGGCACCGUUAAGUAA